Messenger RNA from Salarias fasciatus (jewelled blenny), 2423 nucleotides. It is a transcript of the gene kdm2ba, whose product is annotated as lysine (K)-specific demethylase 2Ba. Bases 62 to 2410 code for a protein of 782 amino acids. The transcript is spliced from 10 exons. Lineage: Eukaryota; Metazoa; Chordata; Actinopteri; Blenniiformes; Blenniidae. Gene Ontology annotation, molecular function: zinc ion binding; DNA binding; protein binding. The record is from RefSeq and is a predicted model, not a curated record.
GCAGGCUCGUUCAGCCAUGUUAGUUUUCUGAGCUGUUCACAAACGAUGAGAGAGAGGAGUCAUGGCCUUGUCAUUGAGCGGAGACGAUGAGGAAUAUGAUUCAGAGUCUGAGCAGCAGCGGGCGGCCAACCGGCCAAAGCCCAAGAUGGGGACGAGCUCUGCCGUCAAGCUGCCGUCCAACCGCAGCUCGUCCGGCGCCAGACGCAGGAGGACGCGCUGCCGCAAGUGUGAGGCGUGCCUGCGGACCGAGUGCGGAGAGUGUCACUUCUGCAAGGACAUGAAGAAGUUUGGCGGUCCCGGGCGCAUGAAGCAGUCGUGCAUCAUGCGGCAGUGCAUCGCGCCCGUCCUGCCUCACACUGCAGUGUGUGUGGUGUGUAAAGAGGCGGGGAAGGAAGACACACUCGAGGACGAGGAGGACAAGUUUAACUUCAUGCUGAUGGAGUGCUCCAUCUGCAACGAGAUCGUCCAUCCCAACUGCCUCAAGGUGAACGAUGCCUCUGGAGUGGUGAACGAUGAGCUGCCAAACUGCUGGGAGUGCCCCAAAUGCAACCACGCAGGAAAGAGUGGAAAAGUACUGAAGCAAAAAAGGGGUCCAGGGUUCAAGUACGCCUCCAACCUCCCCGGCUCCUUGCUGAGGGAACAGAAGCCGGUGAAGGAGGAGGGAGACGUUUCUUCGGCGCCCAAGAAGAGGCCCGACAGAGAGGAGACGCCCAGAUACAGACCCGAGGACGCUCUGCUCCGGCAGCCGCCACUGCUCUCCCCCAGCAGCCUGCCUCGGCCCAGGCCCGAAGACAAGCUGAGGAAGAAGAGGAAGCUCUUUGAGGAUGAUGAGGACGACAGCCUCAGUGUAAGGAAGAAGAUUUGUGAAAAGUCAGAUGAUCCUUAUUUUUCCAAACUUCUACAACAUAUCAAGACAGAAGAAGAGGACGAAGAUGGUUACGAGGAUGACGAUGAGGAUGUGAGGGAGCCUCAUUCCCGGCCUGGUGCGGAGAAGAGAGGUCGCUUUGGAGACACCGAGGAGGAGGGAGACUACAGGGACUCUAAGAUCGACCCUUUGAAUUCCUGCAUUAAAACGCCGGUUGGAGACAGCGACCAGUCGCACUGCAGCUCUCCGCAGGCCGGCCCCAGCAGCGAGGGCGGAAGUGAGACGCAGGAAAAGGGUCCCCGCCAGAAAACCCGCCGUAAGCGGCGCUUGCCCAACCGAGAGCUGAGCCGAGAGCUCAGCAAAGCACUGAACCAGGAGAUCCAGAAGACCGAGGACUGCCUGGCCAACGAGAACCGCCACCCUGUGAAGGUGGAGCCCGAGACGGAGAACGAAGAACCCAAGAGGCUGUUCCGCAACGGCAACGAGCUCGGCGAGCAGAGGCCCCACCUGAAGACCAAAGAGAUGAACGGGACGCCCUGGGAGCUGCGCCACUUCUACCCGAGCCCCAUCGCCCCGCUGGGCUUCAACCGCAGCACGCCGACCACUCGCCCGGUGCCGCCGCGCUCCCCUCCCAAGUGCGUCCAGAUGGAGCGGCACGUUAUCCGGCCUCCUCCGAUAAGCCCCCCGCCCGACCGGCUGCCUCUGAAAGACGGGAAAACACACAUCCUGCAGCGCGAAGUCUGGAUGACCAUAUUCCACCAUCUCCCACACCAGGACCUCUGCGUCUGCAUGCGAGUCUGCAAGACGUGGAACAGAUGGUGUUGCGAUAAGAGACUUUGGACAACCAUCGAUCUGAACCGCUGCAUCUCCAUCACUCCACUGAUGCUCAGCGGGAUUAUCCGACGGCAGCCGGUGUGUCUGGACCUCAGUUGGACCAACAUUUCCAAGAAACAAUUAAGCUGGCUUAUCAAUAGGCUACCAGGUCUGCGAGUGUUGAAGCUGUCGGGGUGUUCGUGGGCCGCGGUUUCAGCUCUCUGCACCUCCAGCUGCCCUCUGCUGCGAACCCUGGACGUCCAGUGGGUCGAGGGACUGAAAGACCCGCAGAUGAGGGACCUUCUCUCACCGACGACAGACAACAGACCAGGUCAACUGGAUAAUCGCUGCAAGUUGCGAAACGUGGAAGACCUGCGCCUGGCGGGGCUGGACAUCACCGACACGUCUUUACGUCUCAUCAGUCGACAGAUGCCUCUGCUGUCCCGGCUGGACCUGAGCUACUGCAACCACAUCAACGACCAGUCCGUCAACCUGCUGACCGCGGCGGGGACGACGACCAGAGACUCGCUCACAGAAAUCAACCUAUCAGUUUGUAACCGAGUCACGGAUCAUUCCCUGAACUUUUUCAAGCGCUGUGGCAGCAUCUGUCAGAUCGACCUGCGCUUCUGCAAGCAGGUGACCAAGACGGCCUGCGAAAGGUUCAUCGCAGAGAUGUCUGUGAGCGUGCCGUUCAGACUGAAAGAGGACAAACUGCUGCAGAAGGCAAGCUAGUUCCCAGCCGGAC